Messenger RNA from Phoenix dactylifera (date palm), 2236 nucleotides. Lineage: Eukaryota; Viridiplantae; Streptophyta; Magnoliopsida; Arecales; Arecaceae. The record is from RefSeq and is a predicted model, not a curated record.
AGAUGGUUCAGCGAUUAUUGUAGUCAGUAGCAUCCACUUUGGAGCACAUCCCAACGCCAUUUCUGCUUUCCACUCGCCCCACCAAAAGAUGCUUCCUCCUCCCCUGCUCCGCUCCGCUUCCGCGCCUUCGCCGAGUGUUCAUACCCUCACCUCCCCGGUGAGGCGGUAACCCCAAGACAUCGCCCCUUCGUCCCCGAGCCUCUGUCAGAAUCUGAAGACGCGGAAAGAUUCCGAAGCCCGAGGCUUCCGUCCUUCUGACUCAUAGUACGAACCCUCGACAACAAGUCCUGCUCAUAUUUCUUUAAUUCCUUGUUUUUUUUUUCCUUUUUUUCUCCUCUCACAGAAAAAUUAGAAAAUAAUUAAUUUCCAUUUCCAUAAAACCCCAAAUAAAUGAGAUGGAUGUGGUCACCUUCGGAGUCAUAGUGGGCAUCGUCGUCCUCUUCUUCGUCGUGGUCUUCUUCGUCACCAUCGAGGGCGUUUGCCGCCAGUCCUCCAGUUAAAACCCCUCCUAAUCAAAUGCUUUCCUCCUUUCCGUCCCGGCGGCGCCACCUCCUCCUCCUUCUCGUCAUCUCCGCCGCCGCGGCCCCUCUCGUCGCCGCUCACGGGGAGCACUCGCCGGCCUGCCCCUUCUCCACCCCCGCCGGAUCCGACCGCGAGGACCACCAUCACCAUCACAACCACGACCAUGACCACCUUCACCUCCAUGAUCAUCACUUUGAACACCGGCGGGAGAUGCGGUCGGCCAUGCUGCCGGAGGAGCUGGCUGAGGAGGAGGAUCUGAUGCUCGAGGGAUUCGAUCACCACCACCACCACCACCAUCAUGAUCAUGGUGAUCGUCGUAACGAGCUGUCACCAAUAGGUAUUUGGGUGCGGGCGAUGGGGUGCUCGUUGCUGGUGAGCUUGGCGUCCCUGAUCUGCCUCGCGAUCUUGCCGGUGAUAUUACUGCAGGGGAAGCUGUCCAAGAGUUUGGUGGAUUCUCUGGCUGUUUUUGGGGCAGGGGCAAUGCUAGGCGAUGCUUUUCUUCAUCAGCUGCCACAUGCUUUUGGUGGACAGCAUUCUCAUUCACAUGAGCAUCAUGAACAUCAUCUUGAACAUGGACAUUCACAUUCUCAUUCUUUAGAAGAUCUUUCUGUUGGAUUAUCCAUUUUGGGUGGAAUUGUACUUUUUUUCCUCGUAGAAAAGGUCGUAAGAUAUGUGGAAGAUAAUUCUGUAAAAGGAGCUUAUGGGAUGGGGCAUGGACACCACCACCACCACCAUAAACACCAUGACAAACUGAAAGAUGACAGUGAGAAUCAUGAUGACUCAAAUUCGAAGCUUGAUGAACCAAAGGACACAUUAAAUGAUGCACAUCAUGGCUGCCAAAAUGAUGAAAAUCACACCGAACAUGAAACCCUUCUUCGGAAGCGAGCCACGCGUAGUGGUGCUACAAAUGAUGAUAAAGAGGAUCUAAAUGCUGGAAAUGGUCUUACAACAAAGAAGUCAUCCUUGAACAGUACAACUCCACCAUCAAAUUUGGUGUUUGGCUACCUGAAUCUUUUUUCUGAUGGUGUUCACAACUUUACCGAUGGAAUGGCUUUGGGAAGUGCAUUUUUACUUCAUGGCUCAGUUGGAGGGUGGUCUAGAACAUUAUUUCUGCUUGCACAUGAGCUUCCUCAAGAGGUUGGUGACUUUGGAAUCUUGGUGAGAUCAGGAUUCUCUGUGUCCAAAGCUCUCUUCUUCAAUUUCCUCUCGGCAUUAGUAGCACUGGCUGGAACUGCAUUGGUGAGCUCACUAUUUUCUUUUCGUUUUAGGAAUAAUGAUUCAUGUGAAACAAAAUCUUACUUAAUGUUUCUGAAUUUUCUGCAGGCUCUGGUUUUGGGGAAAGAUCCAGGACAGUCUUCUUUGAUCGAGGGAUUUACUGCUGGUGGUUUCAUAUAUAUAGCAGUUGCAGGCGUCCUCCCACAGAUGAAUGAUGGAAAGACAACGUUCAGAAGCACUGCAACUCAGUUAACUUCUCUAAUGUUGGGAAUGGCCGUUGCCCUUUGUAUCUCCCUCAUCGAGUGAUCGUGUUCCUCCAUAGUUCUCAUGUUAAAAUCUAAAACUAUUUAGUGUUAUCAUAUUUUAUUCGUACGAGAUAUAAAAUGAAUGGAAGUUUCCGUUGCCUUGAUGCAAUCAUACAAGCUUCAGCUUUAUGUAAAACUAUUUAGUGUGAUCAUAUUUUAUUUGUGCAAGAUAUAAAAUGAAUAGAAGUUUCGGA